This is a messenger RNA of Paramecium sonneborni, 2224 nucleotides long. Lineage: Eukaryota; Ciliophora; Oligohymenophorea; Peniculida; Parameciidae. The record is from the annotation of a GenBank genome assembly.
AUGUUUGUUCUAACACCAAGACAAAUAAAUUAUACUAAUAAUAUUAAUGAAUAAUAUAUAAUUUAAGCUUCAAGAAAUGUCAUGGAUCACUUUAAUAUAUUAGCAUAUGGAUAUAUAUAUUUAGACAAUCAUUUAACUAUUAUGAUUAAUUGCAAUGAUGAAAUCAAAGACAAUGAAAUUUAUAUCUCCUAACAUUUAUACUUAUAACUCAAAGACCCUUUGACUAUCAAUUUAACAAAAGCACAUCACAAUGCUUUUUAAUAUGAUGAUAAAAAUUUUAGAUAUAAUUUUUUUCCUAACCUACCUAUAUGUAAAGAAGUAACAUUAUCUAUUGUAAUUAUAUUUGUUAUUUCUUUUAGAUUAACAAUGAAAAUUGUAGACUUGUUACACCUAAAUUCUUAAAGGCUUUAUUUCAUGUUCCAAUAAUGGUUAAAGAAAAACAAAUUAUAAAGGGUACAUUGUAGGAUGAUCAAUUGUUUUAAAGAUUAUAGUAUUUCAUUAUACUUAAUAUAGAAUAUAAAAUUGUGAUAUCUCAUCUAAAUGUAGAACUAAAAUUACCAAUAGUUGUCAAUUAAAUAAUUUAUUGAGAGAUCAUUUCAUAUAUAUAUAAAUUGAAAGGAUUUUAGUAGAAAAAUAAGAAAAGCAAAAUGAGUGGUACAUUCUUGAUUUUAAAGAUGUUAAUGUUAAAUUUUAAGAUGAAUAUACUUAUUCACCUAUUUUGAAAUAAACUCUUAAUUUGAAGUUCUAAGAUAUAGUAUAUCAACUAGGAGAUUAUGAAAAUUUCAAAAAGUAAAUUAAUGAAAUAAUAAAACUUCAUAAAUCACUAUCAAUUGGAGUUGAGAGUCGAAAAAAGUAAGAUAACAAUAUUUUAAUAAUUUAGUUUAGGAAAAAGAUUAUUAUUGAAAUAGAUUGCAAAUUAAAACGGGAUCUUGUAUUUUGAGAAGGAUUUUGCUUAAAUCAGUUCUUUGAGAUUCACUGAGAAAUUGAUAUUAAAAAUAUAAGAUUCUCCUUGUAUAUUAUUGUUAAGGAAUUUCUCAAAAAUUGAGUAAGUCUUAUUACUUAAUAAAUAACAUGUUAGUAAAGAGGAUAUUAGUAAUGAAAUCAUUAAGAUUAUAAAAAGAAUAAAGAAAUUAAAGAAUGUGAUUAUUAUCUUAUCAAAUGAAGAUUUUAGUAAUUAUCCUAUAAUAAAAUCAUUUGUUGAUUUUUAUAUAAGAUUUUGCCCCUAGACUAAUGUAUCAAAAUAAUUAAUAGAAUAUUAUGAAUUAGAAUAGAGUGAAGAUGAAAUAUCAUAAGUUUUAAGAGAGACAACUUGGAGAGUAUUAUAAAAGGAGAUUAUUAAGAAUAAAUAAAAUUUUAUCAUGGAAUUAGAAUCUAAAUUAAAAAGUAUAUAAAUUGAUAGAAUUUAACAAUAGCUUAAACAAUUUCUUCUAAAACAAAGAUGGAAGAUGUAGGUGGAAUGGAAGUGGCUAUAAAAGAAGUAGCUAAAACAAUAAUAUUACCUUAAAUGUAUCCUGAAUUAUUUGAUGAACUUGUAAAACCAAGAAGAGGAAUACUAUUUUUUGGUCCACCAGGAACAGGUAAAACUUUAUUAGCUAAAUGUAUUGCAUGUGAAAUGAAAAUGAAUUUUAUUUCAGUAAAAGGACCGGAAAUGUUAAAUUAAUAUAUUGGUUAAAGUGAAUCUAAUAUAAGAGAUCUAUUUAAAAAAGCUAAAGAUAAUUCACCUUCUCUUGUAUUUUUUGAUGAAUUAGAUGCUUUAGCUCCUGCAAGAGGAAAUCAGAGUGAUUCAAAUUAAGUUAUGGAUAGAAUUGUUGCUUAACUCUUAACUGAAAUUGAUAAUCUAUCUGAUGCAAUAUUUAUUAUUGGAGCAACUAAUAGACCUGAUCUAUUAGAUCCAGCAUUAUUAAGACCUGGAAGAUUCGAUAAAUUAAUGUAUCUUGGUAUUAAAACUGAUAAAGAAAGUAGAAUUAAAAUAUUAAGAGCACUUACUAAAAGUGAUUAAUUUGAUACUAUCAUUGAUGAAAUACCAAAUAAUAUGACAGGAGCUGAUUUUUAUGGCUUAGUUAGUUAAGCUACCAUUUAUGCUACUAAAAGAACUAUCUAAAAUAAAUUGAAUGAAAUGGAAUUAUCCAUUCAAGAUUUAAGAGAAGCUUUGAAAACUAUUCGACCAUCUGUAAGUGAACAAGACUUAGUGAAAUAUGAAGAACUCAAAAAAAAAUAUUAAUGA